AUGACAAUCAUUACCCGACAGACUGGACGCCGGUUUGCGUGCGCCACGUGUGCCCCCGCCAGCCAAUGCAAACAGGGGCCUUACAGAGAUCCCCGCCCCUCGCCCUCCCCCCAGAUCUACGUCACGCACAACGUCCAGUGCUCGCACGUAGCCAUGGAAAGCAACCAGUCAGCCGCGCGACAAGCCAAGCGCUUCCUCGAUGAGCGCGUCCGCACUGAUUGGGCGUUCCCCGACUCGCCAGCCCCAUGGUCUGCCUCUGACGAAGAGGUACGCGAUGCCCAGAGCUUCCGCGAGCGAUACUAUGGGGAGAGCGACUCCUCGAGUGAAUCCCACGCAGGGGACGAAGGCGACGGACCGUACAAGUUUGACAAUCCCGAUAGCAUUGGCGAUGCCAUAGCCCACACACGGGAGACUCGUGUGGGCCGACGACGGGCGCGACUGGAACAGGAGAUGGAAGAAAACGAAGGCUUGCGUAUCUGGGUCCACCGCCGGGACCUUUGGACCGGUGCUGCGAGUGUCCGCAAGUACGGCAUCCGCAAGCCUCCGCAUAGGGCCUCCCCAACAGCUGGUGACUUACGCGAGGUACAUGCCACGCCCACGAGACUGGAAUCGCAGUCGACGAGUAGCUCAGCGCCUGAGCCGAUUGACAUGGUGCCUAUUGCUCCCCGGCUGCUUGAGUCUAAUCCCAUCCGUGCCUCAAUCACACCCCGAGCCUACUCAGAUAUUUUCCAGAAGAUUGUCGUCUCAGCACGAACGCCCUCGGUUCCUAUCAAUCUUGCCGACAUGACGCAGGCACUGGUUCAUGGCUGGAAGGAGACAGAUGAGUGGCCGCCGCGCGUCGGGACGCCGGACCCCCUUGCGGGUAAGAAACGCGGCAUCACUGGCGCAGCCCUCAAUCCAUACCACGGGUGCUUCAAUGGGCGUCAUCCCCAUCUCGAAAAGAGCGUCGAUAGUCUCAAGCGGAUCCUACAUCUGAAUAGCCAUCAUAAUGUUGAUACACCAGACGGCGGCAAGGAAGAGGCUGCCAACAUGUAUCCCGUGUACGAGGCCAAGACGAGUAUUGUUACGGGCGUGCAAAGAAUGCCCCCUUGUGCCUACGUGGUUUUAUCUAGUCUUCUCUUAUAUUUACAUUGUCAGGACGCAGGGCUCCGCCGGCCCUGGAGGCCCAAGCUAGACAGAUGA
Molecule: messenger RNA, 1182 nt
Organism: Plenodomus lingam JN3
Lineage: Eukaryota; Fungi; Ascomycota; Dothideomycetes; Pleosporales; Leptosphaeriaceae
Source: RefSeq, a predicted model, not a curated record